AUGGGGGCAACAGAUAAGGCUGCGUUUCAGGAUCUAUUCCCAGCCCUUGAGUCCUUCCAAGAGGUUGACGAGCUUAGGGAUCUUGCGCGGUUGCGCAGCCAGGGACACUCACAGGUAGUCCGAUCUAGCACCGGCAGCCCGAGUCAUCGCAACUGCAAUAAGCGACCAGUUCCCAUAUCCAAGAUCUGGUAUGGGGUAGAGGGACGUUUUCCUUCUAUUUGGAAAGGAAAUGCUGCAAGGCAGCUUCGUGAGCGCGAGAGAGCGAGCAUUGCCGAGGCGCCGACCUGUGGUGCGUUGUACCGUCACCCGACCUUGAGCCGAAGCCAAGUUUUUGCCUUUUCUAUCUCCGGCUGCUUUGUCACCAUGUCGGUCUUCCGGUCCCUAGUGCCCAACAACACUGCAGUGUGGUGUCUUUACAGGGGAGGCAGAAAGCCUUGUUCUGUUGGACACGCCAUACUGGGCAUGCGCGUGGAAGGCAUAUUAACAGAACGGACACAAUCGUCCUUGAUCAACGAAGUCGCGACGCCUUUGUAUAACGCAACACGUCGUAUUCUACGAAAUGGAACAUGCGAACUUAAUUCCCGUGCAUCGGAGGCGGAUGAGAUGGCGGAUUGUGUUGAUCAAGGAGUAUAUGACGAGGCUUGUUCGGACGCCUUUGGCGUCGUCACUUUUUGGUUCCUUUAUGAGAUUAUGUUGGCAUCGUUGAUGGGCCACUGGUCACUUUAUAUUUUCUGGGGAGGGUUCUCAUGGAUUUCGCCCGAUCUCCAAAACCAGUCCAUCUCUUACGUUGGAGUCGGCGGGAUAACAAAGGGGAGGAAUGAUUUCAUACAAGUUAUUGUGCGAAAGGUUUCUUCAGCGUCAACGCACGCGUCGUCUUGGACGAGCAUAUGGUUCCGCACCGUUACCUGUCUCCUCCGGCCCG
This is a messenger RNA of Guyanagaster necrorhizus, 922 nucleotides long. RefSeq lists its product as uncharacterized. Lineage: Eukaryota; Fungi; Basidiomycota; Agaricomycetes; Agaricales; Physalacriaceae. The annotation marks the transcript as partial. The record is from RefSeq and is a predicted model, not a curated record. The transcript has 9 exons.